ACAACCAUUUUAUAUUGAAUUGCAAACUUGGUAUCUCAGGUAAAGAAUCUUAGCUUAAUACCAGAUUUCAAGCUUUUUUUUUCUUGAAUUGUUGUAAUCUCCUCGAAAUCGGUUGUCUUAAUGUUGGGUCACUUCAACUCAAUCAUUGCAAUGGCUGCCAAUGCUGCAAAGCAGACCAAGUUGCCAAUGGCUGCUACAGAUUCCCCAAACUUAACAAAUGAUGAAAAUGGCCCCAAGAAAACCACCUUUCAGAGUAGCAAAGCCACUUCAGUAGCUACAAAUUGUGCUCCUCGGACCAAUAUCCCGGACCUUAAGUGGCUCGGACUGUACUAUGUUAUCUAUAUAGGUGCUGGAACUUUAAGCUUUUUCGCAUUGAGAAACCACAUCAGAGGGAAAAAAACUAAUGAUUUCAUUGAUUCUCUGUAUAUGUCUGUGGUGACAAUGACCACUGUUGGUUAUGGAGACCUUGUCCCUCACGAUUUCCUUUCACAACUGGUCUGCACUGGUUUCAUCACCGUAGGGAUGCUUCUGUUUGGAAUAGUAGUGAAACUAGCUGCUAAAUACUUGGUUUUCAAGCAACAAAAGGUGCUGAUUAAUGCCCUGCACACAGCUAGGAAAAUGGGUCCGAUGGAAGCCCUUAACGAGAUUGAAAGCAUAGAAAUAGACUACACCAAGUGUAUAAUAUCAUUGAUCGCUAUGGCGGUGCAUUUUGUCAUCGGAAUCUUCGUUCUGGUUACCGUCGAAGGAAUGGAGAUCGAAGAUGCAGUGUAUUGUGCUUGUACCACCAUGACAACCGUAGGGUUCGGAGAUGAGAGUUUCUCGAGUGAAUUCGGUCGAACGUUUGGCGUACUUUGGAUAUUCACCGGAACUUCCUGUUUAGGCCAACUAUUUCUCUACGUUGCUGAGGUUUACACAGAUAUUGAAGCAAAGAAAUUAGUGAAGUGGGUUAUUGCAAGUAACAUUAUUGACAAGACAGACUUUGAAGCUGCUGAUAAUCUUGAGAAAGGCAAAGUUCAUGGGGCUGCUGAUUUCAUUUUAUAUAAGCUAAAAGAGAUGAGAAAGAUCAAGAAAGAGGAUAUUUCAUGCGCUAUGAAGGAUGUUGGUGUCGAUGAUCGAUCGGUUUUCGAUGUGAUUCCAGCUCAAUCAUCGGAAAAGAAAUGACGAUCAUGCCGUCAAAAGAUAAUCAAUUAUACUAGAUCUUAUUUUUAGAGAAUUAAAAUCUCCCUUUACCCUUAAUUUUCAACCUUCCUUAGGUUGAAAUACUCUCCUUGGAAGCCAUAAAAUUUGCUAGGCAAUCCCCGAGUAUAUGUUGUAAAAACUGCAUGCUACUUAUGUUUUGAAACCAUAUUGGACGUACGUAUAAUGCAUUUUUAUUGCAAUAA
Molecule: messenger RNA, 1382 nt
Organism: Gossypium raimondii (Peruvian cotton)
Lineage: Eukaryota; Viridiplantae; Streptophyta; Magnoliopsida; Malvales; Malvaceae
Product: two-pore potassium channel 1
Exons: 3
Coding region: 121-1161 (346 amino acids)
Biological process (GO): stabilization of membrane potential; potassium ion transmembrane transport
Cellular component (GO): plant-type vacuole membrane
Molecular function (GO): potassium ion leak channel activity
Source: RefSeq, a predicted model, not a curated record